Phytomonas sp. EM1 is the source of this 1250-nucleotide messenger RNA. NCBI's taxonomy places the organism in Eukaryota, Euglenozoa, Kinetoplastea, Trypanosomatida, Trypanosomatidae. The record is from the annotation of a GenBank genome assembly.
AUGCCCCAAAAUCACUCCUUGCAAGAAGACAUCAACGCGGCGUGGGCGUCGUUUUCGCUGCGAUGGAAAGCCCAAAAGUGGCGUAGGGGGUGUUUUUCCCUGAGUACGGUCGCCCGCACUGAGCCUCAGGAUCAAAAAAACGACCAACCCAGUGCUCCCAUCCCUCAAUCGAGCGGCUCACAAAAUGAGACUCCGACAAGAAAAAACCUUAGCUCUGGGGAACGAGGUUCACUUCGCCAAGGCAGCGCCCCGGAAAUCACUCCUAGAAUGGUUGACUUGGAUUUAUGGAAUCGUUACUGGAAAGUGUACUCGGAUCAAUAUGGAGGCUUGCUGGACGGGCUAGCGAUGCUUCUUGACAAGACGGCCACGGCCCCCAUCUCCUGGUGCGCUGUUUUUCUCGCGCUGAAACAGACCUCUCCUUGCGGUAUGCCCCAUUCCGAAGGGAAUGAGGACGAGGUACUGGAAUACAUCCAAACUCAUCUCGAGAAAUGGACAUGUGAUGCAGCGCAUCAAUUUGGUGCGAUAGAAUCGGUGGAGUACCAUCGGCGUAUUGUCAAAGUACAGUUUACUGGGCCUGAAGCAGCGGCUGCUUUUCAACUAUGGGCAUCAGGGCUUUCAUUAGAGACAUUCUUGCGAGCCAGACCCAGCAGGGAAUCACUACCACCUAAAUAUUUAACCCCUUCAUCAAAGACCCUUCUGUCGGAGCUUCACUUGCAGACCUGCUUGGCUCCCCGUAACCCUGUGAAAACCAACACUUUACUAAAACUUGGUUGUGGGAUGCUUUUGCCUACUGCACAUGUUGAAGCGCUCUUUAGUGGUCUUUUUGAUGCCACCAGUAUCGUAUACAGACCUCAAGAUGGCUGUUUUGUGGUUUCAUUUGAGGAUGAUCGAAGUGCUAGGCUUGCUCUUCACGCGUUACAGUUCUCCCUACUAGAAGUGUUCAACAUGUCCCUGGAGUAUGAUGAGAAGGGUGUAAGUAUAUCUUAAAAAGGGGAUAAUACAACGCUAAAGGGUUGUUAAAUACAUGACAGAAAUCUUUUAGUAUGGCUUCUUGUUCCUAUGCUCUAGUAAGUGCGUAGAGUAACAACUUCAAGGCUACAAAGACACAUUAUAUCAUCAUAGACGAACAUUUGAAGCACAAGACGCUGUGAUUAGGGUAGUAUUCCUACUUCAAGAUAAGAAUGGAUCGAGGCCUUUUAACUAUUGUAUACAUGGCCUGACUUUUUCCCUCGAAUGAGGAGCAUCAUUAA